AUGACACCCUCUGUGAUGACAUUAAUAAUUCCACUUAACAAUUUAAUUGACUCAGCGCAAUCAUCUUAUUACACUACGGUUAUCAGUGAUUUCUCAGGCGAUCAGAGGAUGUUAUUUAGAACUGUUCACAAAUUACUUCAGAAACAGAAAGUACAACAAUAUCCUUCCUGUUUUCCUGAUUCCACCAGACUUGCGGAUGCAUUCAACAAUUUUUUCAUCAGUAAAAUUGACAAGAUACACAAUGCAUUUAUCGAGAGAGCUCCUGAGAAUGACCUCAGUUCAUCUCAUACUACUGACAGACCUCUGUGCGAUGUGCAGAUUCACAACUUUCAACAAGUUACUUUGGAUAUGGUAAAGAAAUUUGCUGUGAAGACAUUAACAAAAUCAUGUGACCUUGAUCUACUUCCAGCAUCUGUUCUAAAAAAAUGCUUUCCCAUCAUCCUACCUACACCAACCUCGAUUGUAAACAUGUCCCUCAAGAAUGGUGUGAUGCCAUAUGCUUUGAAAGUUGCGGUAUUAAAACCGCUUCUCAAGAAACAAGAUGCUGAUUUUGAGCAAUAAAAAAAUUUCCGCCCAAUCUCAAAUCUAACAUUUGUGUCCAAGCUAAUAGAGAAGGCUGUUGCUUUGCAAUUAAACGACCAUAUACUGAGGCGUUAUCUUGACGAGACAUUUCAGUCUGCCUAUAAAGCAUUUCACAGUACAUAA
Pocillopora meandrina is the source of this 705-nucleotide messenger RNA. Lineage: Eukaryota; Metazoa; Cnidaria; Anthozoa; Scleractinia; Pocilloporidae. The record is from the annotation of a GenBank genome assembly.